Vidua chalybeata is the source of this 1510-nucleotide messenger RNA. It is a transcript of the gene DCUN1D3, whose product is annotated as defective in cullin neddylation 1 domain containing 3. The transcript is spliced from 4 exons. Gene Ontology annotation, molecular function: ubiquitin-like protein binding; ubiquitin conjugating enzyme binding; cullin family protein binding. Lineage: Eukaryota; Metazoa; Chordata; Aves; Passeriformes; Viduidae. Gene Ontology annotation, cellular component: ubiquitin ligase complex. Bases 520 to 1434 code for a protein of 304 amino acids. The record is from RefSeq and is a predicted model, not a curated record. Gene Ontology annotation, biological process: positive regulation of ubiquitin-protein transferase activity; protein neddylation.
CCGGCCGGGCGCCGCUCCGGGUGGUGCCGGCGGGGUCCGGUGCCGCCGGGCCGUGCUCACCCCGCACUCAUCCCCGUGCCCCGAGCGGCGGUGCUGCCUCGCCCCGGGGUUUGCUUCUCCUGGUUUUUCCGUUCCGGCGUGCGCCGGCUGCGGGGUCCUAAAACGUCCCUUAGGAUGGUCGCUGCGGGCGGCCCCGCAGCCCCCCGGGCCGGGCAGAGCGGCUGCUUUGUUCGGGUGCGCUUCGAGCCCAGCCUUCUCACGUGUCACGCUAGAACGUGAAUGUUCGACGUGUUUUCAGGAGAAAGAUAGAGAAAUAAACUGCAAAGCGAUUUAUUUCCUAGCAUUCUAUGUGGAACCCAGGGAGCCUGAAGGAAGCUGUGAAGCUAGUGGAAUGAUUCCCUGUGUAGCUGAAACUGUGUUAGCUGAGUGCUGCUAAUGGCAUGGUGAGAUGUGUUGAAGAGCAGCUCCGAGGGUGUCCAAGGGCAGGGGGACCACGCUAGGAGCUGGGCUUGCAACAUCAUGGGCCAGUGUGUCACCAAGUGCAAGAACCCUUCUUCUACCCUUGGCAGCAAAAAUGGGGAGAGAGAAUCUGGCAGCAAGUCCCACAGCAAGAGAAGUGCAGUCCACAAAGACGACCAUGGCUCAGCUUGUGGGAAGGCUUCGGGAGACAUUCUUGUGAAUGGGACAAAGAAAACAGACACUGCUGUAGAGUCCAGUCAGCCUCCGACGUUUUCUGGAGAUACAAAGAAAGACUCUGUUUGCAGUGCAGAGGAAUCUUCUCUUCAAAGGAUUGGGGAGUUAUUCAGGAGGUAUAAGGAUGAGCGGGAAGAUGCCAUACUGGAAGAAGGAAUGGAACGAUUUUGCAAUGACCUCUGUGUUGAUCCCACUGAAUUUAAAGUACUAGUUUUGGCUUGGAAAUUCCAGGCUGCUACCAUGUGCAAAUUUACAAGGAAGGAGUUUUUUGAAGGCUGCAAAGCAAUAAAUGCAGACAGCAUUGAUGGCAUUUGUGCAAGGUUCCCCAGCCUCCUUAAUGAAGCCAAGCAGGAGGAUAAAUUCAAGGAUCUCUAUCGUUUCACCUUCCAGUUUGGCCUGGACUCUGAAGAAGGACAGAGGUCGCUACAUCGGGAAAUAGCCAUUGCCCUUUGGAAAUUAGUCUUCACCCAAAACAAGCCCCCUAUUUUGGACCAGUGGUUACACUUCCUAAUCAAGAACCCCUCAGGAAUCAAGGGAAUCUCCCGGGACACGUGGAACAUGUUUCUAAAUUUUACUCAGGUGAUUGGACCGGACCUUAGCAACUACAGCGAGGACGAGGCCUGGCCGAGUCUCUUCGAUACCUUUGUGGAGUGGGAAAUGGAGCGAAGGAAAAAGGAGGAGGAAACCAAAUGUGUUCUGUCUUCGGACACAGAGGGCCUGUGUGCGGACGAACAGACUUAGCGGCGGCGAAGCAGCAGUGACAAAAGCAACUUGUUGCCCUUCACAAAAUGUAAACUCUGGAUGUUUCUGGAAAUUA